GAAGGAAGUCUUACCUACCUAGUUCAGUUCCUGCUCCAGCAUCCUCCUUUCAUCAUGUUGACCCACGUUGUAUGUCUUGACAGGGACUCAUCAUUCAGCAGCCAACAACGCCGGAUUACCGCCGUGUACCGUGCAACUAUGCCGCCCAACGACAAGGCAUAGAUGGCAAGGUCCGGACGGAAUCAUGAUAAACUGGUCAGUAUAAGUAGGUAUAUGUAGAGCAGCCUGCUCCUGCUCGCUGAACAACCAGAGAACAGAGCCAUCAAGCCGAUCAAUCCUCAACGCUCGUACUCUUUUCUACACCCUGCCCAGGACAGCAAUAUUCUAUUGCCCAACAUGCAAGGCAACCUGUUCAAACUCUUCGCUAUCGCUGCCGCGUUUUCGGCUGUGCACUCUGCCCCGGUAGAGACUGCCGAUGUCACCAAGGCACAUGUCAACGGAACGCAGGUCGACGGACCUCAAAUCAACGGAACUCAGAUCAGUGACAGUUUCAGGGUUGCUGGAGUACGUGCUUUGCCCCAGCGUUCGCAAAAGAACUUAUACAAUGCUUUCUAUCGCUUCUCUGAAAGACUGACACUAACCCUCCAUCUUCUCAGGUUGAGAAAACUUGCUAUAAGAGGGACCUCCCUCAUAUUAGCGAAAGAGCGAAGGAGGGAGAUAUUUUCAAGCGGGCUUGCAAGGGCUAUACCUGCUGGCACAAAGAUCAGUGCAUUGCUUGGGGAUGUAAGGAGUGCAAUCUGUUCUUUGACGGCUGCGGCAACUCAUGGACUGCUUGCUGGUAGUGUAGAGGUAUAGUUGAAGGAUUCGUCACUAUAGAGGAGAAGUAUGGACAUAUUAUAGCGGAAAAAUACGUUUUAAAAUAUUCAAUAUAUAAGCGGUACCGCCUCGGAUUCUAAUAUUAAUUUAAC
Molecule: messenger RNA, 908 nt
Organism: Neurospora hispaniola
Lineage: Eukaryota; Fungi; Ascomycota; Sordariomycetes; Sordariales; Sordariaceae
Exons: 1
Coding region: 337-795 (152 amino acids)
Source: RefSeq, a predicted model, not a curated record